Molecule: messenger RNA, 801 nt
Organism: Zootermopsis nevadensis
Lineage: Eukaryota; Metazoa; Arthropoda; Insecta; Blattodea; Termopsidae
Source: RefSeq, a predicted model, not a curated record
AACGCAGAAGUGGAACAUCGCAGAGACGCGUUUGAAAACAGCACCUUCAACUACGUGACAAUUACCUUGACCUUGGUGAGACAUUCGGCGGCCCACGUAGCGACUGUGGUCAUCCCUGCACUUGUUCUCGUUUUGCUGACUCUGGCUUCGUUUUGGAUCGAGGCCGAAAGUUCCUCUCGCUUGUGCCUCGUCUGUUCGCUUUUCGUGAGCCAUAUUCUCUUCUUGCAGUACACGAGUCUCUCUUUGUUCAACAAUGGUAACAGCUGCCCCUUAAUAGUACUCUUCUAUAGAGACUCCAUGUUGAUAUGCGGAUUGUCUCUCGUUGUUACCUUGGUUGUGCGAUGGAUGAACCUAAACCCUGCCAUCCCGCCAGCUUGGGUGUCUGACUUUACCAUGAAGGCGCAAGAGAGUCGACCUGGGCAACUCUUAGGCCGACUGUUCCUUCAGCAUCCUCGACAAACUGCUGACAGUGAAGGCGUCGAGACGCCACCUCAAGGUGGGCCAAACUGGCGUCUGGUUGGCACGAUGCUGGAUCGAAUUGGCUUCCUCGCAUUCAGUGUGACAUACUUUGUUUUAUUGAUAACGUAUUACUUAUAUUAUCUGUGAGAAUCACCUUAAGACAAACAUGUGCGCUCAUAUUUACAUUAUAUGUGGUAUAUUUAGUUGAAUGUUACGACAAAUUAAGAACUGGAGACCAGUUUACGUGUGAAUAAUCACUAAUGUUUACAGCUUACAUUACUUCAUGAUUAUUUGUUAGGUGUAUUGGUUUUAUUAAGCAUUAAAUGGAAAGAUAAUAGAUGA